Messenger RNA from Naumovozyma castellii, 1836 nucleotides. RefSeq names its product guanine nucleotide exchange factor MON1 (gene MON1). The coding region runs from base 1 to 1836 and encodes 611 amino acids. The transcript has a single exon. The record is from RefSeq and is a predicted model, not a curated record. Lineage: Eukaryota; Fungi; Ascomycota; Saccharomycetes; Saccharomycetales; Saccharomycetaceae.
AUGAAUCUCAAUGAGAAUUAUAUCGAUAAUACCCAUCUAAUUCCAGCAUCUAAGAAGGGCAACCAGGAUGAACUGUCUAGGGGACGCCCAUCAGAUCCGACCACUUCAAUUUCCAUCAAUAAUGAAACAGCCAUAUUCCAACCAUCACUAUCGCCUGCCACCUCUAUGAACGCCUUACCACGAUCAACGAAUGCGUCCUUUGUUGGGUCCAUGAGAUCAUUGGCCGAUUUAAGGAAUCCACCGCCACUUUCUUCUAUCCAUAUGUCCAAUGAUGAUAAUGAUGCGGCUACCAGUUUGAUGACAAGAUUGAAUGAGAGUAUAUACUCAUUUGAUGGGACUUUGAGUGGAGGUAAUCAUACCAUGAUGAGGUCCAUUGUUAGUAAUGAGAUACCGAAUGUUUUUCAAAAGACAGACGAUUACGACAAGAAUUUCUUCAUAUUUACGUCUGCCGGGAAACCUAUCUUUUCCAUGUAUAAUGAUGCUGGUGAUGAUGAUCGUCAAGUGAGUUCGUUAAUGGGGAUCAUGACUACUAUCAUUGAUUAUUUCAAAUUAAACAAUUCAUCAAAUUUGAAAAUGAUAAAUUCUAACGUCUCUGGGUUGAAAUUCAUAUUCUUGGACAAGUCUCCGAUCUUACUCAUGGGUUACUCAAAACGAGGGGAAACCUCGGAUGAAAUUCUGAAGCAGCUUGAUUUAUUACAUUCUUACAUUUUAUCCACAUUGAACGAAAGACAAUUAUGCCGAUUAUUUACCAAGAGAGAUAAUUUUGAUUUACGAAAUUUCCUUGAACCCACUGAUUUUGAAAAUCUAAGAGAAUUAUGUCAUUUAAUGAACGGUAAACUCUAUCCAGAUCUCUUAAUAAACUCUUUACAAUGCCUACCUUUAAGAAAGAGUAUUCGUACACGAAUCCAUACACAAAUGUUACAACAAUUAACGCAAGCCACUUCACACGAUGAGAUCACCCGAGGAACACUACUUUAUGGCCUUAUUGUAUCUAGCCACAACAAGAUGUGUUCUGUAUUACGACCCAGGGGGCACACCUUACACACAACAGAUUUACAAUUGUUAUUCUCUUUGAUCUGGAAUCAAUUUCAAAACAUUGAUAACACACAGGAAUUAUGGGUUCCCAUCUGUUUCCCCAAAUUCAAUUCCAGCGGGUUUCUAUAUUGCUAUAUCAAGUUUUUAAGCGAUGAACAAGAAUAUGGGAGUGAGCAGGAGGAAACUGAGGGACGUCGACCUGUUCUCGUUUUGAUCAGUGCAUCAAAGGAUGCGUUCUUCCCUUUGAAAGUCUUUGGGAAUAAGUUAGUAGAUUCUCUGCGUGAGGAUGGGUUGCUCGAUUAUAUUGUUCAUUCAAGAGGAUUCCGAGUGAGAGAUGUUCCGGCACCGUUGGUUCAUCAUUUCAUUUAUAAAUCAAAGAGACAUGUACAAUAUGUGAUGCCCGAGUUGGAAUUGAAUGAGAAUGAAGAUGAGCUGAGUGAGGAGGCGGAGAUUGUUAGGUUGAGUUAUGAAAGGAAAUUGCAGAAUUACUAUCAGCAGUUGCAUAAUACAGUUACUUCUGAUGAUGGUGUAGAGUUGAAUGGGUCCAUUUUGAAUUAUAUUCAAUGGGGGGAGGAAGAGGAAGAACAAGAAGCUCUGCCCGAUGAUACCAGUUUGCACUUUCAACGUGAAAAUAUUCGUAUGAUGGGGUUAUGUUGGAUCACGCCCAAGUUUGAAUUAUAUGUUAUUUGUAACAAUGGAGUAACUGAUAAAGAAAUGAUUCUUCGAAGUGCACAAAAGAUUGUAUCAUGGUGUCGACGUAAUGAAUCGCGAUUGUUUAUUCAAGAUGGAGCAAUAUUUUAG